UGCUUCAAAACAAUUCCUCCUUAGAAGUCUAUAAAUGUAUUCCAAAGAGGAAUUCUGAACCUGACCAAAACACAUCACUACCACCACAACUCGUCCUACAAUAGUCGAAUUGCUCCAUUUUGAAGGACCUUCCACCUUUAUUCUUUUGUAAAUUUUCAUCAUACAUUCCUUGAAGAAUCCUAAACAGCUUUGUCAUGAAGGUUUCCUUUGCCGCUGGGCUUGUUUUUGCUGCUCAGCUCUGUAGUGUUUCUACUGCGUUCAAUCCUUUACGCUUCUUUUUGGAUGAUAAUUCCUUCUCUCCAAAUGUCCAUGGCCCUGUUCCAAUCGGGGAUGAUAUUGCCGCUCCUCCUUUGAAUCAUCCUUCACAAAAGCCUUACGAAACAGAUGUGGAAGGUUCCUCCUCAAUAACUAAUGACCAUUAUAUCGUUAUGUUCAAACCCUCUGUUGACAAAGCUAAAAUCAAUAGUCAUCAUGAGUGGAUUCAACAUCAACACCACAAACGUUCUCUUGAUUGGCAAGAUGUCUCUACGUUCUUGCUCAAGCAUACCUUCGAAAUCGGCGAUUCCUUUAUGGGAUAUGCUGCCCGCUUCUCUCCUUGGCUUGUAAAUGAGCUUAAAAAGCAUCCCGACAUUGCAAUCGUCGAGCCCGAUCGUGUCAUGCACGUCACAGCCGAACAACGCUUUGCUCCUUGGGGUCUUGCUCGAGUUUCUCACCGUGACCGUUUGGGCUUGUCAACUUUUACUCGCUAUAAUUACAACGAAACUGCCGGCGAAGGUGUAACCGCUUAUGUUAUUGACACAGGUGUCAACGUUAACCAUCAAGAUUUUGAAGGCCGAGCUUCUUGGGGUGCCACCAUUCCUAAUGGCGAAAAGGACAUUGAUAACCAUGGUCAUGGAACUCAUGUCGCCGGUACCAUCGCCGGGAAAACGUUUGGUGUUGCUAAGAAUUCCAAGAUCGUCGCCGUCAAGGUCAUGCGUGCUGACGGUACUGGUACCACUUCUGAUAUCAUCAAGGGUAUUGAAUUUGCUUUCAAGGAGUCCAAGAAGGACGAGGAUUCUGUUGCUUCUGUUGCUAAUAUGUCUUUGGGUGGUGAUGCUAGUUUAGCUUUGGAUUUGGCCGUCAGCGCUGCUAUUAAGGGCGGACUCUUUUUCGCCGUUGCUGCUGGUAAUGAUGCUGAAGAUGCUUGCAACACUUCUCCUUCUCGUGUGAGCAGUGCCAUGACUGUUGGUGCUAUGACCUGGACUGAUGGUAUUUCUUCUUUUAGCAACCAUGGGUCUUGUGUCGACAUCUUUGCUCCUGGAUCCCUUAUUCUUUCUGACUGGAUUGGAUCCGACAAAGCUUCCAUGCUCCUUUCUGGUACUUCCAUGGCAUCUCCCCAUGUUGCUGGAUUGGCCGCAUAUUACAUUUCUCUUGAACCCUCUUUGGCGAACAAGCCCGCUGAUCUCAAGAAAUAUAUGCUCAAGUAUGCUUUGACAGAUAAACUGGAAGGAAUUCCGGAAGGAACCCCUAAUGUUCUUGCUUUCAAUAAUUUCUCUGAAUAAGUUUAUCGCUCGUUUUAUGAUUAUCUUCUUUAUAAUGUUCAAUCUCUAUUUAUGUGCAUCCAAUGAAGUUUUAUUCACGAAAUUGCUUUCAUUUCGAAUAAUUAAUUGUUCGAAUAGACUCGUUUCGAACAAUGAUAACAAAUUACGAAACUUGAAAUAUAUGUUCUCCAAAGGUAAUCCAUCCUAUUUCAGUUAUAAUCGGAUAGACUGCUAUGAAUGAAAAUAUCGCUUUCUUAUGUUUAGUCCAUCAGUUUGUAGUCAGAGGGUUCAAAAUUCGUGUGUGUAUCAGUGAAUCGUAAAACUCGACAGGUUGAUAAAAUGACUAUUGAAAGUGCCAAAGAUUCCUCCUUGCGUAUUAAAUAUUUCCUGUUCAUAUAAACGAGCUAUUUACUAUCGAUUGUUUGAACUGAACGUUGAAUUUCCAUAACCGAAGGUGAAUAUUAAAUAGAGGGAAUAUAUACGAGAAGUUGUACGAUGAAACUUGUCCACGUGUAGCCUAUGAAAUAUGAAAAGUUUUCUUUAUAUACUUUUCUUUUUAAAUGACAAUAGUUAUUACGGCAGGGUCUACUUUACCUUUAAGUCGUGAAACCAAAACGACAAGUAUAUUUUUCCACUAGAUGGGACAAAAAUCCAGGCCGUCCGGUUUGUUUCAAGCAAAUGUAGUUUUAAUCAACAAAAAAUUUGUAUAGCGGUUUGCCUAUCCUUUGUUUUUAGGAAAUUUAAAAGUAGUGCCUAGUAAUUGAUAUAAUGAGCGCAUAGGUUCUUCUGUUCU
Messenger RNA from Schizosaccharomyces octosporus yFS286, 2313 nucleotides. Its product is annotated as serine protease Psp3. Lineage: Eukaryota; Fungi; Ascomycota; Schizosaccharomycetes; Schizosaccharomycetales; Schizosaccharomycetaceae. Gene Ontology annotation, biological process: proteolysis. The transcript is spliced from 2 exons. Gene Ontology annotation, molecular function: serine-type endopeptidase activity. The record is from RefSeq and is a predicted model, not a curated record. Bases 195 to 1541 code for a protein of 448 amino acids.